AUUUUCUCCCCUCUUCUUUACCUAGCUCGAUCAAGCUCCAUCCAUGGGCGAGGUCCGGCCCGAGAUUGUCAAGCCGCGCACUGACAAGCGGGAGUACAGGAAUGUGGUGCUCCGGAAUGAGCUGCGCGUGCUCCUUGUCAGCGAUCCCGAAACGGAUAAGGCCGCGGCAGCGAUGGAUGUCAAUGUUGGAUCGUUUUGCGAUCCCGAGGAGCUUGCAGGGCUUGCGCAUUUCCUGGAGCAUAUGCUAUUCUUUUCCAGCGAGAAAUAUCCCUUGGAAGACGAUUACUCCAAGUUUUUGAACGAGCAUGGAGGUCACUCAAAUGCUUUCACGAGCUCCGAGGACACAAACUUCCACUUUGACGUGAACGCCGAGCACUUAAGCCAGGCUCUUGACAGGUUUGCGCAGUUUUUUAUCUGCCCUUUGAUGUCGCAAGAUGCUACGUCAAGAGAAAUCAAUGCUGUGAAUUCAGAGCAUAACAAAAACCUUACCACCGAUAGAUGGCGAUUUGAUCAGGUUGCGAGACAUGUGAGUUCUAAAGACCAUCCUUACCACAAAUUUGGAACUGGUAGUUUGGAGACUUUGGAUGUUUCUCCGAAAUCUAAAGGCAUUGAUACGAGAGAGGAGCUGAUAAAGUUCCACAAAUUUCACUACUCGGCAAAUCUUAUGUGCCUUUGUGUGUAUGGAAGAGAAACCUUGGACGAGCUUGAAAAAAUUGUAAGCGAGACGUUUCAAGACAUAAAAAAUACCGGCAAAAUGGCUCCAUCUUUUCCUGGUCUACCAUUUCUUCCGGAGCAUAAACAAAUCAUUAUCAAAGGAGUUCCCAUCAAGCAGCGACAUAAUCUGGAGUUAACUUGGUUAAUUCUACCUGAAUUAAAGAAUUACAAAGCUGGACCCUGUCGAUACAUUAGCCACGUUCUGGGACAUGAGGCAGACGGUUCUUUGUUUGCACUUCUCAAAAGUCUUGGCUGGGCGAGCAGUCUUUCUGCCGGAGAAAAUGAAAGGAGUUCGGAUUAUUCUCUUUUUUCUAUUUAUAUCGAACUCACCGAUGCAGGCCAAGAACAUAUGGAGGACAUAGUGGGGUUCACUUUUCAGCAUAUUAGCCUGCUAGGACGCAAAGGAGUCACAGAAGCACUUUUUGACGAGAUACGAACAGUCUGUGAGAUGAAGUUCCAUUAUCAAGAUAAGUACCAACCAAUGCAUUAUGUUACACGUCUGGUCGGGAGUAUGCAGCUUUAUCCGGUUGAAGAUUGGCUUGCAGGUUCCUCCUUGCCAAGAACUUUUGACCCUGAUGCUAUUAAACAGGAGAUUGAGUUUUUAACUCCAGAAAACGUCAGGAUCAUCUGGUCCUCCAAGCAGUUUGAAGGGAUGACCAACGAAACAGAACCUUGGUAUGGUACAUCCUACACUGCAAAGAGAGUUUCUGAAUCUCUUCUCGAGAGCUGGAAAAACGCUCCGUUGGAUCCAAGGCUACAUUUGCCAGAUCCUAAUCCUUUCAUUCCUACAGACUUCAGCUUGAAGGAAGCAAAUCUGAAGAUGCAAUAUCCUUAUGUUUUGAGAAAUUCAUCAUUGUCGAAGUUGUGGUAUAAGCCUGAUACCAAGUUUCAAACGCCGAAAGCUUGUGUUAUGAUUCAUUUGCAUUGUCCAGAAUGCAAAUAUUCUCCUGAAUCAUCUGUUCUAUCGACAAUUUUUACAAAACUACUUCUAGAUUAUCUGAACGAAUAUGCUUAUUUUGCAGAAAUUGCUGGCCUGCAGUAUUCUAUUCAACGCACCUCUCAUGGUUUUUUGUUAUUCAUCACUGGUUACAAUCAUAAACUGUACAGUCUUUUGGAACGUAUUGUAGACAAGGCGGUCAACUUUCAGGUGAAAGAGGAUCGGUUUCUUGUUAUAAAGGAAAAGCUCAUGAAAGAUUACGUUAACUACAAGUUUCAACAGCCAUACCAACAGGCUAUGUAUUACUGUUCGUUGAUGAUGGAACAAAACCGGUGGCACAUAAAAGACUAUCUCGAAACUCUUCCUUCUCUCAACGCAAGCGAUUUGCAAGCCUUUUUCCCCAAAUUAUUCUCUCGAAUAUAUGCUGAUUGCUAUGCUGCAGGUAACAUGACAACAAAAGAGGCAGAGGCUUUGGCCGAACUUAUUGAGAACAGGUUUACCAGUUCUCCAUCUACGAAAACGAAGCCAUUGCUGUCGUCACAAGCAACCGAAGACCGAAUCACAAAACUAGACAACUCGGAAAUGUUUUACCCAAUAUCUGGUUUGAAUCCCGACAAUGAAAACUCAGCUCUCCAUGUAUACCUCCAGGUGGGACAAGACGAGACAGUGAUGAACAUUCUCGUGGAGCUAUUUGUUCUCAGUGCCAAACAACCUGCGUUCCAUCAGCUUAGAUCUGUGGAGCAGCUCGGCUAUAUUACUGCCUUAGUAACUAGGAACGAUUGUGGUGUCCAAGGUGUGCAGUUUAUCGUUCAGUCCACCGUAAAGGAUCCCAAUGGUGUCGAGGAAAGAGUCGAGGACUUUUUAAAAUCAUUUGAGACGACACUAACAAACAUGAGUGACGAGGAAUUUCAGAGAAAUGUGGAGGCACUCGUCGAAAUCAAGCUCGAGAAACACAAAAACAUUUACGAGGAGACAAACUUCUUCUGGAUGGAGAUUGACAAUGGCGCAUGCAAGUUUGACAGGCAGCAAGUCGAGGUUGCUGCUCUACGGGCUCUCACCAAAGAUGAGCUACUAGAGUUUUACAUCAAUCACAUAAAAUCUGGCGCGCCCAUGAGGAGAAAGCUCAGCGUCCAGAUCUAUGGCAAGCUCCACAUGCAGGAGCUGGAACUCCUGGAAGAUGGCAAGAACAGGAUUAAGGAUCUGUUUAGUUUCAAACGAUCGCAAGGACUAUAUAGCUCAUUGAGGUGAAUAGGAUCUUACUAUUGUUACUGAAAAACCCGUAAAAAAUUGCUUCUGGAGCAUAAACAAGUGAGUAGUUUGCUAA
Molecule: messenger RNA, 2975 nt
Organism: Selaginella moellendorffii
Lineage: Eukaryota; Viridiplantae; Streptophyta; Lycopodiopsida; Selaginellales; Selaginellaceae
Product: insulin-degrading enzyme-like 1, peroxisomal
Exons: 26
Coding region: 44-2899 (951 amino acids)
Biological process (GO): peptide catabolic process
Cellular component (GO): mitochondrion; cytosol
Molecular function (GO): metalloendopeptidase activity; metal ion binding
Source: RefSeq, a predicted model, not a curated record